Trypanosoma theileri is the source of this 2313-nucleotide messenger RNA. RefSeq names its product GPI inositol deacylase 2. NCBI's taxonomy places the organism in Eukaryota, Euglenozoa, Kinetoplastea, Trypanosomatida, Trypanosomatidae. Gene Ontology annotation, cellular component: endoplasmic reticulum. Gene Ontology annotation, biological process: GPI anchor metabolic process; endoplasmic reticulum to Golgi vesicle-mediated transport. Gene Ontology annotation, molecular function: phosphatidylinositol deacylase activity. The coding region runs from base 1 to 2313 and encodes 770 amino acids. The record is from RefSeq and is a predicted model, not a curated record. The transcript has a single exon.
AUGAUUACUAAAGUUUCAACCUGGGCUACCUCUAUAUUAGCACUCCUAUUUACAUUAUCACUAAUAUUGUUCUUAAUUACAACGUUUGAGGCACAAAAACAACAAAAGGGUAAUAACCAGCUUCCGUAUACGAAUGAUUGGCAUGUACUUGGCUAUGAAAAGGUUAACUCUAUUCAAGUGAAGAAACAAAAAUAUAAUGGAACUGAUUCUCUUCAUAAUUCCUAUGCAUUACAUCGUCUUUUAUGUUAUGAUCCUACAGAGUCUGCAAAAUCAAUCUUAAAUACAUUAGAUGUACUCGUUUUUUUCAUUCAUGGAAAUUCUGGUUCAUAUAAGCAAGGUGGUAAAUUAGGGUGUGCUUUAAAGAAACGACAAAGUAUUAUUCGUGAAGUAUACUCAUUUGAUUUUGCAGAACAGGCGAAUAUUCACCGUGGUAGACUUCUAUGGCAACAAGCGGAUUUUGUUGUUCAUACUUUAAAAACACUGCGGAAUGAAGGAAAUAUUAUUCAGCAACAGGAACAGAAAUAUAAAGGGCAAACGACUACUACUACUACUACUAGUAGUAGUAGUACUCCCUUCCUCUGGCUUAUUGGUCAUUCUAUGGGUGGUGUAGUUGCAGGAUUGGCUCUUGAGAUGAUAAUGUUAGAGGCAAAAGAAAUGAUUCCAUUUUUUCAUGGUAUUAUUAUGCUGAACUCACCAUAUCGUCAACCUCCUAUUUUUUUAGAUGAACCAAUGUUACGUCUAUACUUAAUUCUUUGGCAGAAUGUGAAUAGAAACAAUACCAUUAUACAUUAUCCACAAAAUGUAUUACCUCGUAUGGUUUCUAUUAGUUCUGGAGCAUUAGAUCUUCAGGUGGAACAAAAGUUGACUAUUCUUCCUACAAAUAGUGGUGAGAAGGAUCUGAAAAGGUAUUUUAAUAUACGUACAGAUAAUCCUACUGUAUGUGGUAAAAUGUUAUCACAUAAUGAUAUUGUUCAGGAUUAUUGUGUAAGUGAAUUUGUUGCUUCUUUUAUUGUAAAUGCGUCUAUAAAUAAAAAAUGGAAGGGUGAGGAAUAUACAAACAUAGUAUCUGUACCAGUAACUUAUACCUCUUUUUUUUCACGUUGGGGAGAGUGGAGUGUAGAAGAUCAUACACUUCCUAUUGCUGUAGUAUCACUUUACACCGCAUUAAUGUUAUCCGCUAUAUUUCCAUUAAUACCUCAUUUAAUUUAUUUAUCCAGACCUUUUACCCAUAUGAUUUACUUACGUGUACCUUUUCUAUUUUCCUUUGGUAGACAAUUACUGGCAAUCUUUACAGUACCACCUGUUAUUGGUGUUGUGCUUAUGACACUCUUCAUUGGUACAGUGAGUCGAUUGUUUAUAAAGCAAAUAAAUUGUUGUUUGUUUCAUUUUGGAGGUAAUUGGUGUUUGUUGCCGUGGGUUGCAGAUAGUCUUAUGUGUAUACCAACGAUAAAUUUCACUCGUACCUUUUUUACUACUAUUGGUCCAUUGUUAAUGGGUUCUUGGAUUGGUGUAGCAGCUUAUCAUCUCCUUGGAUUAUUGUUGUGGUUAACUAGACGUGGAUUAAUGAUGAUGUGGUCAUAUUUUCCAUCUUAUAUGCUUCUUCGAGGCUUUCGUCGAAUAUUUUCUACCUAUGGUUCCAACUACCACAGUUAUCUCUACUAUUAUUAUUACUACUUUCCAGCGAUAGUGUACAUGACUACAUUUAUAAUAUGUGAAUUACUUUCACUUAAAAUCUCACGACGUGCGUUGGUGUGGCUUGGUUUCUUAUUGUUUCUGUUUUCAAUAUUAUAUAUAUGUAAAAAAGAGUCAAAACAUGUAUUUCAAUAUUAUUCUGUAAUAAAUUCUCAAUUACUGGUAUUAACCUAUGCAUUAUUGUUUGUACUACAACUCCAACCAUUUUUCGUUCUGAGAAAUGCCUGGAUAUCUGGUACGAAUGAUAGUGAUGAUGAUAUUACAGUGAUAGAUGGAUACAACCGUGUGGUGGAGAUUUUUCUUCAUAUAUUGAUUAUUAUUCAUAUUCUUUGGCCUAUCCGUUUCUCUUUAGAAGAGCAACAUCGACAACUAAAAUCUUUUUUCUGUAGUCGAUGCCUUGAGUCAUUGAUGGUUGUCUUUCUAAUGGUUGCGUUUUCUUUAUUGGUUCUCUCACUUGUAUUUAUGAAUGCAAUACCUGUGGAGUCAUUUCGUAUUGUAUGGGUUCUCGUUUGGGGUUUCCCAGCAUUACUCUUCUGUAAUGUACUGGUUUACUUUGUGGGAUCUACACAUACUCCAAAUGCUUCUAAUCCAAUGAUGGCUAUGGAUGCCUCUAUUGUCUAG